UUCCGCGCGCGGCACCGGUCGAUCGGUUCAUCGAUUGUCGCGUGUUAAAGACGCCGUUCCAGGGUACACCGUUUUCAGGACUCGCCGAGUGGAAUCGAGUGGAAUUCUAGCGACCGGAAGCGACAGGUUGUCGGUCUCGGUGUCCGAGGCGCGCAGCCGCGACUCCUCCGUUCGUUUGUUUUCGUUUCGACUUUCGGACGUACCGGCCACCACGUAUCUCCCCAAGAUUCGUUCUCGCGUCGUCGAGUGCCUUUGCGCGACGUUCGCGAUCCUGUCACCCGCAGCGUUCACCCACGUCACCUACGACAUGGCUUCGUACGGGCGGUAUUGUGGCAGGAACAAUCAAGAGCUCGUGCAACAUCUGCGGCGAUCCAGGGUGAUCAAAUCUGACAGAGUAUUUGACGUAAUGAGUUCUGUAGACAGAGGAAAAUACACUCAUCCCAUUAAUGCCUAUAUAGACGCACCACAAGGAAUCGGUUAUGGUGUUACCAUCAGCGCUCCUCACAUGCACGCGUAUGCCCUGGAAUUACUUGAAGAAAAGCUGCGUAACGGUACAAGAGCACUAGAUGUUGGUUCUGGAUCUGGAUACUUGACAGCAUGCAUGGCUCUUAUGAUGGGACCACAGGGACUGGCCGUUGGAAUCGAUCAUAUUCCAGAGCUUCAAGCAAUGGCAGAAGAGAAUAUUCGACACGAUCACCCAGAACUUUUGACAGAUGGACGCGUAGAAUUAGUUGUUGGUGAUGGAAGAUUGGGAUAUCCAAGUCGUGGACCAUACGAUGCAAUUCAUGUGGGAGCAGCCGCCAAAGAAAUGCCACAACCGUUAAUAGAUCAAUUGGCACCUGGUGGACGUUUAAUAGUACCCAUGGGUCCAGAAAAUUCAGAUCAAACUUUAGUGCAAAUCGACAAGACUGUGGAUGGCAAAAUUAAGCAGCGAUCUCUUAUAAGUGUGGUGUUUGUUCCUCUCACCGACAAGGAACGACAAUAUCGUCGAUCAUGAGGCACGUGCUUGCUCCAAUAAGUGAGCGCCAUUUUAUUUAUGUUCGUGGUUACGUUUGUUAUUUUGCUAUUUUAGAAUCUCAUGCGAAACAGCUUUAUUCAUGUAAAAAAAUAUCUAUAUAAAAUUAUUUAAAUUGUAUGACAGUUUGUAAGCACUAUACUGACAUAUAUUUGCACAGCAAAAUUGUUAUAAAUUAUUUUAAUUAGU
Cyphomyrmex costatus is the source of this 1204-nucleotide messenger RNA. Its product is annotated as Protein-L-isoaspartate (D-aspartate) O-methyltransferase. Gene Ontology annotation, biological process: protein modification process. The transcript is spliced from 5 exons. Gene Ontology annotation, cellular component: cytoplasm. The coding region runs from base 308 to 997 and encodes 229 amino acids. Gene Ontology annotation, molecular function: protein-L-isoaspartate (D-aspartate) O-methyltransferase activity. NCBI's taxonomy places the organism in Eukaryota, Metazoa, Arthropoda, Insecta, Hymenoptera, Formicidae. The record is from RefSeq and is a predicted model, not a curated record.